CCUCCGCCGCCGCCUCCCCCACCACCUCCAAAUAUGGGAGAUACUCCUCUUCCUCCGCCACUAGACACGGGAACGACGGCUAACGGUCCAGUCACCAAUGGCCCAGUCACUCCACAGGAGAAUGGUCCCCAUGGGGCGCCACCUGGCCAAGAGGAGGAGAAGGUGUGGGAAAGGUCAUGGAGCAUUGACGAAAUACGAAAAGGUGCCACAAAUUGGAGUCUGGCAGGAGAUGCAGGGCUCCUGUUGUACUUGCAAGAAUUUUCACAGAAAAUGAUAUCCAGAACUCAUGAGAUAGAAAAACAGGUCGAUGGACUUGUGAAUGAAAUGAAGUCCACGGAUGUGAGGGUGCAUAAUACAUUUAAUGACUUCAUUAUGCUGGCUAAUACACAGUUUGUGGAAAAUAGAGUAUAUGAAGAAGAUCUCAGCCAAAAUCCUGAAAACCCAGAGGGUGAGAAAAAGAGCGAGGAACAAGAAAAGACCAGGGAACAAAAAGAAGCCGAACUGAUCCCAAAGAUCACUGAAGCUAUUAACUAUGGACUUAAUGUGAUAGAUACAGCAUUUGAAAAACUAGAUGUGAAUGCAGGAAAUUCCGAUUCUGAGGACGAAGAUGCCAAUUAUAAAGUUGAUCCCAUUUUUGAACCUAAGGAUCCUUACAUCAAUCGACCUCUUCCCCAUGUGAUAGGGACUCCACUCUUCCUGCAGUCAGAUGAUGUUGGUUUAGAAGAGCUCCCCUCAGAAGAUGAAGCUGUGUCAGACCAUGGUAGCAUCAGUGAGUCUGAAGAGAGCGAGGAGUCUGAGUCAGACUCUGAAGAGGAUAAAAAACCACAGAAAGUAUCCUCCUCUGAGGAAGAGUCUUCUGAGAGUGAAAGUGAAAGUGAAACUGACAGUGGGAGUGGCUCUGAAAAAGAGGUCAAGGUCAAAACCAAGGCCAAAUCAAAAGCCAAAAAGAUUGAAGACAGUGAUGAUGGCGACCUGUUUGCAAAAGAAUCUGAGGAAGAAGGGGAAGAGGAUCUCAAUAGUGAGGAGGAGGAGGGGGAAGACGAGGAAGAAGAAAAACCAAAAAAGCCGCCACCCCCAGUGGACUUUGCCUCAGAGUUGGCUGCCAAGCUGGGGGGUGGCAUUCCUCAGCCUCCAAAACAACAGGACCAGGAUGAGGAUCAGGAUGAGUGGGAGGACGCAGAAGAGGCACCAAAACAUAAAGAGAAAAGACGAUCUUCCAAAAGUGAAAAGAAAGAAAAGAAGGAAAAGAAAGAGAAGAAGAGCAAAAGGAAAGAAUCUAAAGGAAGUGAAGCUGGGGACCUUUUUGGCCCUCCGCCCGUGGAAGAUGAUGACUCCCCCUUUGGUCGAAAAGGCGGACUGUUCUCUAGUAGUGGAGGACUGUUUGAUGAUGACAACGAUGAGGGUGGUGGUCUUUUUGAUGAUGUAAUAAAAGAAGAAAAAAUAGAAGAAAAGUCUGAGGAAGAGGAUGAGGAAGAGGAAGAAAAACCUCCCCCUAAAGCCAAAGAUCUAGAUGAUGAUGACAACGACCUGUUUAGUUCCCCAAGUUCUAAACCAAGCCAGACAAAAUCAACUGCCAAGUCUGGAGGAGGAGGAGGGGGUGGACUCUUCGAUGAUGAUGAUGAAGGAGACCUCUUUGGGUCUGCACCACCACCUAAAAAGGGUACGUACCUGGUUAAAUAUUGA
This is a messenger RNA of Lingula anatina, 1683 nucleotides long. RefSeq lists its product as uncharacterized. The record is from RefSeq and is a predicted model, not a curated record. NCBI's taxonomy places the organism in Eukaryota, Metazoa, Brachiopoda, Lingulata, Lingulida, Lingulidae. Gene Ontology annotation, cellular component: early endosome; WASH complex. Gene Ontology annotation, molecular function: retromer complex binding; phosphatidylinositol phosphate binding. Gene Ontology annotation, biological process: retrograde transport, endosome to Golgi; protein localization to endosome.